Molecule: messenger RNA, 2720 nt
Organism: Coffea eugenioides
Lineage: Eukaryota; Viridiplantae; Streptophyta; Magnoliopsida; Gentianales; Rubiaceae
Product: lysosomal Pro-X carboxypeptidase-like
Exons: 4
Coding region: 2036-2389 (117 amino acids)
Biological process (GO): proteolysis
Molecular function (GO): dipeptidyl-peptidase activity; serine-type exopeptidase activity
Source: RefSeq, a predicted model, not a curated record
UAGGCUUUUGCGUGGGAAUCUAGGAGUUAGGUGCAUGGUUUUUAUAUUGCCCUAUACGAUGUUUUCUGGCUGCUUCCAAGCAGUAUCCAUCUACAUUGGCAGAAUGCAGAUGCAUCCCUUCUCUGCUUGCGUUAGCAAAAAAUCCACACUCAUUCCGGAAUUGAGCAGCCUGACCAUAUCUUGCCUUAUGCAAUAGGGGAGAUUCUUACUUAGGAGUCCCACCCAGAUGGCUGCCAUGUGCACCAAAAACGUGGGGGCUCCUUACUUUUGGUACCAUAGUGGCAUAGCCCCAUGCUUUUGGUGCACAUGCAACUAUCUUGAGGAGUCACUAUGCAGGGCCUUUACAUGCAAUAGUUAGGAUGUAGUUGCAUGGUUUAUGCAGGAAGCAAACAGGUUUGUAAAGUGGCAUAUUUAUGUAUCGUGACUCUGGAGCUCAAAACUAUUAUCAAUCACAUGCAAAUCCAGUUGCUAAGGUCAUACUUUGAAUGGAAUGCACCCUUUUGUGUCUUGCUUUACGCUUUUUAUUCCAGAGUAUAAGAUCAGUUUGGAUUUGUGGGGUUUAGUAUUUUUUUCAGCAUUAGUUGCAGGUAAAGAUCCUAUUUUUCUGCAUGAGAAAUAGAUUUUCUACAUGGCUCGAGUGAUUAGGGAAAUAGAUAUAAUUAUGCUGCUUCUCUUUUGAAAAGAAUGCCGUGACAUACUAGAGUUCUUUCUGUUUGUCUCUUUUUUUAUUCAGGAUAAAAUCUUCAUGUUUAAGCUUGAUGGAGAAUUGAAAGUUUGUUGUUAGCUGUUGAAAGCUGUAUAAUAGUGAAGAUGUAACUAAGUUUCUUUGUUGAGGUACUUCAUUAAUGGGGCAGUUAUAUAAUAUAUGAAAUUUAGGAAAAAGAAGUCAGAGGAAGUCUGGUUUACAAAAGUUAGUUUGAUGCUUGAUUGACCAGCUCUAAUACCAUGAAGGAAAAGAUUGGAAGCCUCACUAAAUCUCAAGAUGAUAUUGGGACCUUAGGUUGUGAUGCAAUAGAUAUUGAGCACAUUCAGUCAAUUACAGGAAAGUGAUUCACCUGUUGCAAUUGAUUGUCCUUUCCCCUUGUGGGUUAGAUUUUAAUCUACCAGAAAGUAAAUUGGUCCAGUGUGGUAAACCAAAUAAAACACAAGAAAACUUUUGAGUUUUGAUGCCAUGAUUGUUGGUAUCAUAAAUUUGAUUAUCCAAAGGUAAAGCCUACCUCAAUUCUUGAAAGUGGUUGCAACGAGAAGCUUCCAUUUAUGUUUCCUUCAUGGUGCACUUGCAGGUUAAUCAAACCUUUUAUAAGCUUCUCCUUAUUCUUGUCUGUCACUCUCGCUUGAUUUCGUUGAACGACUUGACUGCUUUGAACUAUAAGAAAUUAAGGGAUUUGUCUAUUACAUGCUUACAUGGCUAUCAGAGGUAGUUUUCUGUGCAUUUUUAGUGGAUGAGAGUUGUCAUGGGUGUCUAAGCAACACAAUAAGUGAUCAAAACCAAAUAUGACUCCUCUCACUAGAUUGGUGUUUCCUCCAGCUCUUUGCUUUCCAACUUAUCUCCAUAUACUAAUCGAGUAUCAGGUAUCUAAAUGGAAAUGGCCAAGAAAAUGUGACUCGGUAGAUCCUGAGUUAAAUGAGCAUUUGUAUUUCGUUGGCAUUAUCCUCCAUUAACCUAAACUUCCUCUGCUGACUUUCAUCUUGCCGUUUACCUUCAACAGUCUCAGCCUGCUUUAAUUUGGAGUGGUAUAUUUGUAUUUGUGUGGAGAAGGGAGCUUGCCUGCUGAAACUCUUGAUCAAAAUUUCUGCUCACAAUACAAUUCCAGUCAGAUGCUUAUCAAUCCAAAAAUUUAACCUUUUGCAGCAUAUUUUUGUUGCUGCCAUCUCUUUGACCAGCUCACGCCAGGGUAGAGGUGGGCGUGUGAGUAAAGGUUGAGGGUUUGUUACAAAUUAAGGCAAUAGACAAAAUACAAUGCUAACCUACUGGAGCGUUCUUGUAGUUUGAAGUAACUCAUGAAAAACUUACAGAAAUGGUUAUGCCAAUGACAUGCUCCAAUGGAAGCAUGUUUCCCCCAUCUCCCUACAGUUUGCCGAUGAUUGCAACAGACAAUUUGGAGUAUGGCCUCGGGAACAUUGGAUCACCACUGAAUUCGGUGGCUUGAGGAUUAACCUGGUGCUGAAAAGAUUUGGCAGUAAUAUCAUAUUUUCCAAUGGGAUGCAAGAUCCAUGGAGCAGAGGCGGUGUGCUGAAGAACAUAUCAUCCAGCAUUGUGGCAUUAGAAACUGAGAAAGGAGCACACCAUGUUGAUUUUAGGUCUGCAACAAACAAAGAUCCAGAGUGGCUCAUCGACCAAAGGAGGCAAGAAGUGGAGAUUAUCCAAAAGUGGUUACAGGAGUAUUAGGCAGACAGCAAGCAAGACUAGAUAUAGAGUUCUGGGGAUAAAGCAACAUAUUGUCAUGUCUAAAUUUUGGUUAUUGGAGAGAUGCACUUCAUCCUAAAGAUGUUUGGCUCAAAAGAAAUACUCCAAAGGAGUGAUUUGUUGGGCAGAAGGACCAUACAACGUUAACUGGAUGUUCUUGAAUUAGAAUGAGGCACCAGAAUCAAUUGAACUUUUUUUUUUUUUUUUUAAUUUUUGGAAUGAAUUGAACUUGUUUUUAUAAUUGUGAGGGUAGUAACUCCAAUCCAGUAUCAUUAAUUGCUGGUGAUUUGCCAAUAAUAGAGAACAAUUCAUG